Messenger RNA from Trichomycterus rosablanca, 1981 nucleotides. It is a transcript of the gene smad6b, whose product is annotated as SMAD family member 6b. Gene Ontology annotation, cellular component: heteromeric SMAD protein complex. Bases 143 to 1600 code for a protein of 485 amino acids. Gene Ontology annotation, biological process: transforming growth factor beta receptor signaling pathway; SMAD protein signal transduction; cell differentiation. Lineage: Eukaryota; Metazoa; Chordata; Actinopteri; Siluriformes; Trichomycteridae. Gene Ontology annotation, molecular function: I-SMAD binding; transcription regulator inhibitor activity. The record is from RefSeq and is a predicted model, not a curated record. The transcript has 4 exons.
GACUUACAAACUCAUGUGGUUUAGUCGGCGGUCCUUGGUGCUCGGCUGUGCGCUCUCUGCACAGCGCUCGGCCGACCUUAAUGUUGUUCGAGAUCAAAAACGGUUCUGAAUCGGAACAGAAAUAAAUAACCAAAAUUAUCGUAUGUUCAGGACGAAACGCUCAGGUCUAGUGCGGCGACUCUGGAGAAGCCGUUUGGUGCCAGAUAACCAGGAGGGCGAGGGCGAUGCCAGGAGCGGUGAUUGCUCUCGGGACGAUGUGGGCGACACUUCGGAGAAAAUGGCACAGCCUGAGUGGGGGGCGAUGACCCCGAGCGCCCCGGCCGGCGCUGACCUCGGGGGCCGGGUAUGCUCCGGUUUCGGCGCCGGCUGGGGGGUGACUUUGGUGGACCAACGCGGCGGCGGUGCCGUGGUGUGCGUCCCGGAGCGGCUAAGCCCCCGGUCCGCGCAGGACAUCGACGGCAGGACGGUGACAUGCUGCUUGUUUAAAGACCGCGACCCUUCUGGAUCGAGAGGCUCGGAAGGUGAGCCCGGAUCGUGUCACUGGGCGCCGCGGAGUCCCGCUGGAUCCUCCGGGGAGAGUCCGGAGGCGAAGCGGCGCUCGUUGGCGGAGCAGGAGCUCAAAGCGGCGACAUACUCGCUGUUCAAACGACUGAAGGAGAAAACCCUGGAGGCGCUACUCGAGGCUGUGGAGUCCCGUGGUGGAGUGCCGAGCGAGUGUGUGAUGGUGGCCAGGGCCGAGCUGAGACUCGGACCCCAUGCUGCCCCCCCGCAGCUGCUGGUGUGUAAGUUGUACCGCUGGACAGACCUGCAGCACACAGCCCAGCUUAAAUCGCUCUGGGAGUGCAAGAGCUUCUCAGGCAGAGACAGUCCACUCGUCUGCUGCAACCCCUACCAUUACAGCCGCUUGUGUGGGCCAGAAUCGCCACCUCCUCCAUACUCAAGACUUUACCCUAGUGAUGAACACAAGCCACUGGAUCUGUCAGAUUCCACACUGUCUUACACUGAAAUGGAGGCUGCCAGCUCACCAAACAUCAUCCAGGGGGAAUUCUCAGAUGCCAGUUUGUCACCAGACGCCCCGAAGCAGAGCCACUGGUGCAGCGUGGCGUACUGGGAGCACCGGACACGAGUGGGCCGCCUCUACCCGGUGUACGAGCCCUCAGUGAGCAUCUUCUAUGACCUACCUCAAGGCACCGGCUUAUGCCUGGGCCAGCUUGGCGGUGAGCGACGCGGCGGCACCGCCCAGCGAACGCGCAGCAAGAUCGGCUACGGCCUGCUGCUCAGCAAGGAGCCCGACGGCGUGUGGGCCUACAACCGCAGCCAGCACCCUAUCUUCGUGAACUCGCCGACUUUAGAGGCGCCAGGCGGCCGUGGCCUACUCGUACGCAAGGUCAUGUCCGGCUACUCCAUCAAGGUGUUCGACUAUGAGCUUUCAGCUCAGCUGCUGCUGCGCCGCGAGGCUGAGCCCGGACUACUGGAUGGCCCGUACGACCCCAACAGUGUGCGCAUCAGCUUUGCCAAAGGCUGGGGGCCGUGCUACUCACGCCAGUUCAUCACCUCCUGCCCUUGCUGGCUUGAAAUCCUUCUCAACAACCACAGAUAACACACGCAGACUCAAACGGACAGAUGGUCACGGACUCAGAACUUAGAGACACGGCAAAAGGCUGGACAGACCCCGCAAACAAUCCCAAAUAUCGUCUACUUAGAUUUAAUAUAAAGUUUUCUAUAUUAUAUAAAAUAUAUAUUAUACUUGUAAAUACUGGAGUCAUUUUUACAAUGUAAUUAUUUAUGUAUGGUGCAAUGUGUACAUGGACAAGUUGAAAAAAAUACAGAAAUGCACUUUGGCUUAUAUAUUAUAUAUAUAAAUAUCUAUGAAAAAAUAAAGAAUCUUUCAAUACCAAUUUGAAAAAUUAUACAGCAAAAAUAGGAUGCAUCCUGGUUUUGGUGUAUAGUUUUUACAUAUUAUUAAUAUCCAGACAAAAAG